This is a messenger RNA of Jatropha curcas, 2223 nucleotides long. RefSeq names its product aluminum-activated malate transporter 9. Lineage: Eukaryota; Viridiplantae; Streptophyta; Magnoliopsida; Malpighiales; Euphorbiaceae. Gene Ontology annotation, biological process: malate transport. The record is from RefSeq and is a predicted model, not a curated record.
CAAGUGUAUCAACCCCUUUUGAACUAUAUAUACAAAAAAGCCCAAAGCAGUACUAAUAAACAACACUCGGUGUAAGAAUUUAGAAAUUAAAAUCUGAAAGCAACAGCCAGAGAUUACGUUGGUGAAGGGUAGCUAUGCAAUAUAUUAAGAUUGAGCAUGAAAAUAUUAAUAUCUAAUCUCCUGAAAGAAUGGUUAGCUAGCUUGCAUUGGCCACUCCAUUUUCCAGUUUUUGUGAGGGAAAGACAUUACCUUUAGAAGAUAUAUGGCUACUAAAUUUUCAAGAAAAGAAGAAUGGAUAAAUAUUAAUGGAAGUGUCGCUGUUAGUUUUGGAUAAAGGGUUAUUUUUUGUGGGCUUAGCUUAGCCUGACACGUUUACCGGAAUUUUAUAUUUGCUAUGCACGUGAAUGUGAAUUUUCAGUUUGAAGCCUAAUACUAAUAAAGCUUUUUGCAGAGGAAAUGGAUAAUAGUAAAGAAAGGCAGUUUCUCUUGGGCAGUUUUAGAGGAGACGUUGUUGAUGAUGAUGAAACAAGUAAACCAUCAUGCCUUAGUUUUCUAAGAAAAAAAAUCAAGAAAUCUUUAAAUGAGCUGCAAGAUUUUGCUGGGAAAGCAUGGGAAAUGGGUCGGUCCGAUCCUCGCAAAAUAAUAUUUGCAAUCAAGAUGGGAUUGGCACUAGCAAUUGUAUCAUUGCUCAUAUUCUGGAAAGGACUAUAUGAUAUUUCUCAGUACUCUAUUUGGGCAAUACUAACAGUCAUUGUCAUGUUUGAAUACAGCAUAGGAGCAACAUUUAUAAAAGGGUUUAAUAGGCUUCUGGGUACAUUAUGUGCUGGAAUUCUUGCUUUUUGUUGUGCUGAGUUAUCUGUUCUGAUUGGUAAAUGGGAAGAAGUUAUAAUUGUUAUUAGCAUUUUUGUAAUAGCAUCCUUCGCGUCCUAUCUAAAGCUGUAUCCAACAAUGAAGCCUUAUGAAUAUGGAUUUCGAGUAUUCAUACUGACUUAUUGUAUACUUAUGGUAGCUGGGAACAGGACUAGAGAAUACACUGAGGCAGUAGUGACUAGAUUGGUGCUAAUUGCAGUUGGUGCUAGUGUUUGUUUAGUUGUAAAUGUGUUUAUACAUCCCAUUUGGGCUGGUGAUGCUUUACACAGCUUGGUGGUGAAAAAUUUCAAGGAUGUAGCUAAUUCAUUAGAAGGUUGUGUUAAUGGGUACUUGAAAUGUGUUGAAUAUGAGAGGAUCCCAUCAAGAAUCCUGACUUUCCAAGCUUAUGAUGAUCCACUUUACAAUGGGUAUAGAUCGGUGGUGGAAUCUACAGGCAAAGAAGAUACUCUGUUAGGCUUUGCUAUCUGGGAACCACCUCACGGUCGUUUCAAAACGUUUCAUUAUCCUUGGAAAAACUAUGUUGAAGUAUCUGGUGCAUUGAGGCAUUGUGCGUUUAUGGUCAUGGCACUUCAUGGAUGCAUCCUCUCAGAAAUACAGGCUCCAGCAGAAAGGCGGCAAGUGUUUCACAAUGAGCUACAGAAAGCUGGAGCAGAAGCUGCUAAAGUUCUGCGAGAGCUUGGAAACAAACUAGACAGAAUGGAAAAGCUAGGCCCUGAGGAAGACGUACUAAGAGAGGUGCAUGAAGCAGCAGAGAAAUUACAAAUAAAGAUUGAUGAAAGGUCAUACCUUUUAAUCAAAUCUGAGAACUGGGAAAUUGGAAGACAAGAUAAGGAAUUGCAAGACCCUCAAAAUGUUCUGAAUGAAAAUAUGCAAUUGGGUUUUAAGUCCUUAAGUGAAACUGUACUAGACUUAAGAUCACUUUCAGUUUGGACACCUUCUUCAACUUCAACUGACUCAUCAGGUAACUUGUUCAGGAAACAAACACCAUGGCCUUCUUCAAAUCUUUCUGUUGAUGGUGGUAUAGGGAUUAAAGAAGAUGAGUGUAGAACAUAUGAGAGUGCAAGUGCUUUAUCUUUAGCAACAUUUGCUUCUCUUUUAAUUGAAUGUGUUGCAAGGCUUCAAAGUCUUGUAGAUGCUUUUGAAGAACUAAGUGAUAAAGCAGAGUUUGUAGAUCCUACUGUAGACUCUACAACAACCAAAAAGAAUGCUAGAUGUUGUGAGAGUCUGUUUAGAUGUUUUAGGUUUUCAAAUUGAGAUGUCAUUAAUUACUUUUUAGCAUAAGAUCGUGAGAGAAAUUUUUUAUGGCCUGUACGGUAAAAUUAUUAUUAUUAUUAUUAUUUUUGUACUUGUUAA